AUGGUUAAUUUCAGUAUAACCAUUGUAUUCUUUGCCCUCUUCAUUCUUCAAUUUCAACCUGCAACACUUGAUGAAGGUGGUGGCCAAAAUGAUGCUCAAAACCACCCUGAAAAACCACUUUUUUCUAAGGUAUUGAUGGAUACUGUUUCUCUUCUCAGAAAGUCCCACAAAAGCUCCUGGGAGAAAAUGAAAACUGUCAUACAUGAUCUGCAGAUGCAGUUUUCUCCACCAAAUUUGGAGGGUGGGAGAGAGGUAGGAGAAGAAAACAAAGGAACUUUUAAAGAUACAUUCGAGGAAAGUGCUGAAACAGCAGCAAAAGCAGCAAUAGCAGUUGAAAGAGCAAUUCAUAAGACAGCAGAAAAGAAGAUGACAACUGAUGACUCUGAAAAUGAAUCUAAAGCAGAACUUUAA
This is a messenger RNA of Sphenostylis stenocarpa, 411 nucleotides long. The record is from the annotation of a GenBank genome assembly. NCBI's taxonomy places the organism in Eukaryota, Viridiplantae, Streptophyta, Magnoliopsida, Fabales, Fabaceae.